UGUCCUCUGCUGUUCGGUCGUUGAUGAUGCUGACGAGAGAGAGCGCGGCGCUCGUACAUUUUUAUGAGACACCACCGUCCACUGCAAUUCUGAGUCGUAGGCUAUAGAACAGGAAACGCACUGGAAAUGUAACGAUGGAUAGAUAAUCUCGAUCGUUUGGCAUUGCUCGGACAGCAAUAACGAACGACAGCGGACAGACAGCGUGCGAAAUUUGUCAAAGGUGAGACUGAGCGCAGUAAUGAUUCACGAAGGAAAUAUCCUGACUACUUAUCCUCCUCAUCUGAUGCUGAUGAUGGUGCUAUAAACGCAACCUGCGUGAUUUUCCUACUGGGCAGCAGCAGCUAAUGCUUCACUUUGUUUGAAAUUCAGCCAGCGACAGAAUGAUAGAGGAGGGCAGUAAACGAGGCAAAGCGAUGGUGGAGAAGAGACAACUCUUCGUGGAGAUGAGGGCACAAAACUUUGACGUCAUCAGGCUGUCAACCUAUAGGACAGCCUGCAAGCUAAGAUUUGUGCAGAAGAGAUGCAACCUUCACUUGGUGGAUGUGUGGAACAUGAUUGAGGCGUUCCGUGAUAGCGGUCUGAACACGCUGGACCACAACGCAGAGAUCAACGUGUCUAGACUGGAGACGAUCCUAUCCUCGAUCUAUUACCAGCUCAAUAAGCGUCUGCCCACCACACAUCAGAUCAACGUAGAGCAGUCCAUCGGCCUGCUGCUCAACUUCAUGGUGGCCACAUACGACAGUGAAGGCCACGGGAAACUGACCGUUUUCUCGAUGAAGUCCAUGUUGGCAACCAUGUGUGGAGGGAAAAUAGUGGACAAACUACGUUAUAUAUUCUCCCAGAUCUCUGACUCUAAUGGUGUGAUGGCCUUUGCUAAGUUUGACCAGUUUCUGAGGGAGGUUCUAAAGCUGCCCACAGCUGUGUUCGAGGGCCCGUCGUUUGGAUACACAGAACACUCCGUACGGACAUGCUUCCCUCAACAGAAGAAGAUCUUGCUGAACACUUUUUUGGACAUUUUGAUGGCAGAUCCUCCUCCUCAGUGCCUCGUGUGGCUACCUCUCAUGCACCGGCUCGCUAAUGUUGAAAAUGUCUUCCAUCCCGUGGAAUGUUCCUAUUGCCGGAGUGAAAGUAUGAUGGGGUUCCGUUACCGGUGCCAACAGUGCCAUGGCUACCAACUCUGUCAGAGCUGCUUCUGGCGUGGCCAUGCCAACGGUCCCCAUAGCAACCAGCAUCAAAUGAAGGAGCACUCCUCUUGGAAGUCUCCGGCUAAAAAGCUGAGCCACGCCAUCAGUAAGUCUCUGGGCUGUGUCCCCAUUGGAGAGCCACCUCAUCCAAUGUUCCCUGAGCAGUCUGAGAAACCGCAGGACACCAUGGCCCACACUGUUCAGCCGAAGCCAGUGGCCAACAAUAUGAACAACACAAUGCUCAUGUCGUCUGGGGCACCUACUCCUACUAAAAGUGUCUUGGAGAGUCCCAGCAGGCUAGACGAGGAGCAUCGUCUGAUUGCUCGCUACGCAGCGCGCCUGGCAGCUGAGGCAGGCAACUCCACAGUGAGUAGCUCCACACAAUGUCCUCCAACAGAUCUGAGUUUCAACUUUGAUGCCAACAAACAACAGAGGCAGCUAAUAGCAGAACUAGAGAACAAGAACAGAGAGAUCCUUCAGGAGAUCCAGCGACUGCGUCUGGAGCAUGAGCAGGCCUCCCAGCCCACCCCCGAGAAGGCCCAGCAAAACCCCACACUGCUGGCCGAACUCAGGCUCCUUAGGCAUAGGAAGGAUGAGCUGGAGAGGCGCAUGUCAGCCCUACAGGAGAGCAGACGGGAACUGAUGGUCCAGCUCGAGGGACUGAUGAGGCUACUCAAGGAUGAGGAGCAGAAGCAGGCAACCCAGACAGGAGGCUCACCCCACUCUUCCCCCAGCCAUGGGGCAGGCUGCUCCAUGCCCAUGCCCAUCCGCUCCACCUCAGCUGGGUCCACCCCCACCCACACACCCCAGGACUGCCUGGCCGGGGUGGGGGGGGACGUGCUGGAGGCCUUCGCUCACGGUGUACCUAGAAAUCUUCGUAAUGAUCUGUUGGUCGCUGCAGAUUCAAUCACAAACACCAUGUCAUCACUCGUCAAAGAACUCCACUCAGUAGAUGAUGCUGCAGAGGAAGAGGACAACAACAUGAGGAACGGAGGCCUAAGGGACAGGGCCGAGGCAGAAUGAAAAGUGUGGGAAAAGCACAGUGAGAGAAGUAAAGCAUUGAGGGAGCCACAACCACUCCAUCUAUACCGGAUGUCAGACUGGACAUGACUGGAAAAGAGGAAUCCAAAUGAGAAUCAGUCACAACAACCAAACCCUUCUAUCAGGCAUAAGCACGUAGAGUAAUGCAUGCUGUUAUCAAACAGGAUUUCACUGUGUGAACUACUAUCAAACAUGUUUAUUACACCUUGCUGCGGGAAAAAAAGCAAGAUGCUUCUAUUAGCGAGUGUAUAUGUUGUUCUGUAUAAAAACUUAAAGCUGUAAUUAUUAUGUAUUGAUUGAUUCCCCUCAUCAUGACUGCAACGGUCAAAGGUCUAAAGGAGUGGCUUGCUGUGCUUUCUCUCAACCCGUAUUGUCAAUAACAGACCAUUCUGUGUGCAUACCAAAUGGCACCGUAUUCCCUAUAUCGUGCAGUACUUUUGACCAGUGCCCUAUAGGCCCUGUUCAAAAGUAGUGUACUACAUAAGGAAUAGAGUGCCAUUUGGAACGCUGUCUAACUAUCUGUAUAUACUGUACACAUUAUACAUGACCUUGGGAACACAGCACUGACCACGACCUGAAAGCAACCUAUUUUCAUGAUGAUGAUAUUUUCCCUAGCCUUCAUUGCUUUUGUAUCAUUAGAGACGGCUAGCUAGUAUGUUUUCAUUAGGGGUUUUGCAUGAAGUUGCACUGUCCCGAGUCUGACUGGGUGUACUGUAGGUAGGUAGGUAGGUACCAUGUUAUGCCAGCUCUUUGUGGGUUUAUCAGUGUUUCUCAACCUGUGGUCCGCGGGCCAGCACGGGUCUCAAUGAUGUUGCUGAUCAGUCCCUCAGAUAGUGAGCCGAAACUGAUUUAAUCAGUUCUCAAGUGCUAGUUUUAAUCUAAGUGGUCUUCAUUGGAGGAAGGGCUGUAGCUGGUCCUUGCAGUUCCCUGGUACAAAAAAGGUUGAGAAACGCUUGGUUCUAAUGACUGCUAGGAUCUGUAGUCCUGUAUAUUGUCAUGCCUCAGAGUUCACAUUGGUCGUGCCCCAAAUGGCACCCUAUUCCCUAUAUAGCGCACUACAUUUGACCAAGGCCUAUAGGGCUCUGGUCAAAAGUAGUACACUAUAUAGGGUAUAGGAUGUCAUUUAGGACAGCCUGAGUCACAUACUGCUGCUACCGCGUGCUCACUCUAUGUCGUGAGACACCCUUGCAAAAAUAUGAGGGCUGUUUGUUUGUUUGGUUAAAGGGAGCCUAGUAUUGGGGCUAUUGUUGUCAAUGCUAAACGUUUAAUUUCAUCAGGGAAUCGUCCCUUUGUUAUAAACAGAUUUAUUAUUCUCCUCGUUUUGUCUCAAUAAAAAAUUAACUAAGCGAGAGAAGCUAGUAAAUGCAUCUUAAAGAGCAUUAAAACUGCAUGGUUUUUCGUCCCUAAUCCACUAACAUGUCACUCAGUAGUAACAGUAUUUAUUGUCCACGUAAAGUAAAGAGACGGAGAGCAUCUCAGGACGGUAGUUUAAAUUAAUCAUAUUAUAUUGUGUGCUCUUUCGUUCAAAUAUGUUGAGUUAUAACAUAUCCACCUAUACACCUGUACGUAGGUGAGGACGGGCGGUACAGAAAUCAAAGUUAUGCACAGAUAAGAGUUGCUUUGAUAGCUUUAUUUAGUUCAAAUAAAUGAGGACUGGAACAUGUUUAUGUGAGAGUUAAUAGAUAGGUGCUCAGGGACUGUAGAUGGAAUGUGGUGGUGGCUGGUUUGCAUUCCAAAUGGCACCCCAUUCUCUACAUAGUGCACUACUUUUGACCAGGGCCUAUUAGCCCUGGUCAAAAGUGGUGCACUAUAUAGGGAAUAGGAUGCCAUUUGGGACGCAUAUUCUGUGUGGUUAACGAUUAUGAGUCAGUAGCCUGGGCCCUAAUGGGCUCCAGACCUGUGUCUGUAGGGGUCAGAGACUGAUCAUAAAAGAGCCUGAAGGGUAGCAGACAGCAAACCUGUGUCUCAAUAAUCUGGCUUUCUCCAAAAAAUGUGCACUCAAGCACUCUU
Oncorhynchus keta (chum salmon) is the source of this 4235-nucleotide messenger RNA. It is a transcript of the gene dtnbb, whose product is annotated as dystrobrevin, beta b. The record is from RefSeq and is a predicted model, not a curated record. Bases 381 to 2207 code for a protein of 608 amino acids. NCBI's taxonomy places the organism in Eukaryota, Metazoa, Chordata, Actinopteri, Salmoniformes, Salmonidae. Gene Ontology annotation, cellular component: plasma membrane; synapse. Gene Ontology annotation, molecular function: zinc ion binding. Gene Ontology annotation, biological process: synaptic signaling. The transcript has 21 exons.